GACGGGAGUGGACUUGCACUGGUGUCGCAUGAUCAACCGAUUAGGAUUUGGAAUCCGACAACUGACAGUUAUAUAUCAGAACUAAAAGGACACCGUGGUCGAGUUACGUUAACUGUGUGGUCGCAGGAUGGAAUUAGGGUCUGGGAUCCGAACACGGGAGAUUGUAUAUCAGUGCUUAAGGAACAUACUGAUCUAGUCCAGUCAAUUGCUUGGUCGCAGGAUGGAAGCGGACUCGCAUCAUCGGCGAACGAUAAAACUAUCAAGAUCUGGGACCUAGAGACUGAAAAUUGCUCAUCAACGCCGGAGGAACUCACUUCCGAGGAUGGAACAGUCAAGAUCCGGGACCUUGCAACUGAACAGUGCAUACCAACGAUCUCGGGACAUCGUGAUCUGGAACACGGCGACCGACGUGACCGGCUUCAACAAGAGAAUUUGGAUCCUUGGCAUACUGCCACUGGCUCAUUCGAGCUAGAGCCCAGUGAAUCCAAUGCGACUUCUCCUAGUCCUUCCGUCCCCACGACCCCUUAA
Messenger RNA from Penicillium soppii, 528 nucleotides. RefSeq names its product WD40 repeat domain-containing protein. The transcript has 5 exons. Lineage: Eukaryota; Fungi; Ascomycota; Eurotiomycetes; Eurotiales; Aspergillaceae. Gene Ontology annotation, cellular component: nucleus; transcription repressor complex. The annotation marks the transcript as partial. Gene Ontology annotation, molecular function: protein binding. Gene Ontology annotation, biological process: negative regulation of transcription by RNA polymerase II. The record is from RefSeq and is a predicted model, not a curated record.